Messenger RNA from Funneliformis mosseae, 3774 nucleotides. The record is from the annotation of a GenBank genome assembly. NCBI's taxonomy places the organism in Eukaryota, Fungi, Glomeromycota, Glomeromycetes, Glomerales, Glomeraceae.
AUGGAUCUCGAUAAACAACCUGAACCUUCUGAAAGCUUGUUAGAGGAAAUGGACCUUGAUACAGACACAGUCAUAGAUCAAGUUGACAAGCCAUCGAAAAGUUCGAGUGGUGUUGAUAACAAUGGUUACGCCUCGUCAUCAUCUUCAACUGUACCUAAGCGUAAGCAACCUCCUAAAAAUUCAAAGGUAAAAGACACAAAAAAUACAAAGGGCAAGGUUAUCAAAAAAUCGGAAACUGUUAAAAAGACGAAGUUGAUUUAUGAAUAUAAGGAUGGUGAAGUGGAAGAAAGUGAAACUUUUGAAUUGAUCGGUGAAGAUCCUGUUAUUAAUCAAGGGGCUAGUGAUGGUUUCGAAGCCGAUAAAACCUCUCUCCCUUGUCGUACACUUGAUGAGUUCACUAUUUAUGAUGUUAACUACCAAAAUAGAGCGGUUAGUAUCGAAGAGUUAGAUGAAGAAGGUCGUGAACUUCAUGUUUCUGGGAUUGUUAAACCAAUAUAUUAUUUUAGAACUAGUACUAUUUUCUAUUUUCAAAUUGAAUACUUGCAAGAUGGCCAAAGUGAAAUUUGGAUUCGCACUCAAUAUGCGUUUUAUAAAUUACUUAAAGCUUCCGAAGCUUAUGUACCAUAUUUCAUGCCAGUAUUCAGAAAAAUUCGUACAGCAAAUGUUAUAAUUGAAGCUAUCGCUAGUAACCCAGAAAUUACUUAUGAACAAUUCCUCGAUUUACUAAAGAAUUCAUCAUCAUUCCUAAGCAACUCUACAACGGUGGAGAUAUCAGAGAAAGAUAUUUUGAAAAAUAUUGAUUACAUUUAUGAAGAAUUGGAAACUUGGAUUGAUGAAAAAGAAGCGUUUGGAGCUCUUUCAUGUCCUCUCCUAACAAGUUUACAAAAGUUAAUGAAGAAGAAGAGUAAAAGAUCCAAACACGUUCAUUAUGGUGACACAGAUACUGUCAAGACCAAACGUAAUGUGUCAAUCAAGAGUUCCAAGAAUAAUCCUAAUUUGGCUGUAUUACGACAUCAAAAUCCAACUUGUGUCACUCCUUUCAUUAAUAAUUUGACUAAAGGAAUGUUUGCUAAUAAAUUUAUCACUGUGAAACACGAUAUUGAAUCAGAGGAUGAAAAAGAGCCCCUUUUGAAGAUCGAAGCACCUGUAAUUACGAAACCCGUGACUCAUAAAGUAUUAUGGAAUGAAAAGCAAAUUGCUAAAAGUGAUGGCAUUUCGUAUUAUAAUUCUGCUAUAGUUGACGGAGAAAUAAUUGAGGUGGGAGAUGUUGUUUAUGUUCGAAAUGAUGAUUCUGAUGAACCUUGGUUUGCAAAGGUUAUGUAUAUGUUCGAGGAUUCGUCAAACAAAAAAAUGUUCCACUCUAGAUUCUUCAAUCACGGCAAAGCAACCAUUUUAGAAGAAUUUGCCGGUGAUAGAGAGCUUUUCUUAUUGGAUAAUUGUACUGAUAAUGAUCUUGACACUGUCAUGGGAAAGGCUAAAGUAAAGCGUCUUGAUAUUGAUGAAGACGAGUCUUUUGACUUUGAGGAUGAACAUUUCUAUUUUUAUCGGUUCUGGUAUGACGAAAAAUAUGCAGCAUUCGAAGAAGCUCGAUUUCAUGAGGAACCAAAGGUUGUUUUCAAUUAUUGUACAGAGUAUGAACAAUGUCACUCUUGUGAGAAUUUUAUGACCGCUGAACAAAAGGGAAAGCCAAAAUGGAUCUACGGAGAUUCACAAGAUACCUUGUUAGGUUUUACGUACAAAGGAGUUGACUAUCACCUUCACGAUUUUGUGUAUCUUAUCCCGGAUGAAGGAAAUGAUAGCUCUUAUACCACAUAUGAAAUCGGUCAAAUUGUUGAACUCUUGAAUACAGGAAAGAGAACGGUCGAUGAUUAUUUUGAAAAGAAAAUUAACGGAAAGCAAAAGGUUGAUGAACCCGCUUUUUGUGUUCGAUUAUUGGGAAGAUAUGAUGACCUUAUAAAGACAAAUCCGUCAAGUAAGACUUUAGAAACAGCAACGUAUCGAGAUAUCAUACUUGAUCCUCGUGAUGUUAAAGAUUGUAGGCGACUUUUCUUUAAGAGUGAGACUAGGGUCAUAAAAAAGAUAAAGGAUAAAUUAGAAGGUGUAUGUUGGGUAGAACAUAAAGAUAGAAUAAGUGACCUUAAUUUAUAUAAAGACGAAAUGGAUACUUUUUAUAUAGAUUACAAAACUACGAAAAAAUAUCCUAAAUUAUCGGAUCUUGAAAGUAUAGACGUCGAUGAAGUCCAAUUAUGUCCUUCAUGUAAAGAGAAAAGACAAAAUCGUCAAAAAGAGAUGUCCGAAUUUUUUGAAUAUAUAAAUGUUCAACAAAAAAAACUUAGAGCAAUGGAUAUCUUUUCGGGGUGUGGCGGCCUUACUGUUGGUAUGGACCAAACUGGUAUAGUUGAAACUAUGUGGGCGAUCGAAUUUGCCUCCAGUGCAGCCCUAACCUUCGAAAAGAACAAUCCUAAUGCCAUAACUUAUAACCAGUGCGCUAACUUAUUACUCGAAAGAGCUAUCGCUGAACACAGUCGUAAAGAAAGAGUAGAACCUCUACAAGACUUUUUAGAUCGUCAAGUACCAAGCAUGCCUGCCCCUGGUAAUGUAGAUUUUAUUUACUGUGGUCCACCUUGUCAGGGAUUCAGCGGGAUUAAUCGUUUUCAAAAAGCGGAUGACAUAAAAAACAGCCUGGUCGCUACUGCAUUAAGUUAUGUUGAUUUUUAUAGACCAGAAUUCUUUUUAUUGGAGAAUGUAAGAGGAAUGUUAUCCUUCCGUUUAGGAGGGAAACAAGAUGGUCUAAAGAUCAUAGGGGGGAUUAAAAUGGGCGUCAUAAAGUUCAUAAUAAGAUCCUUGACUGCAAUGGGAUAUCAGACAAGGUUUGGUAUUCAACAGGCUGGUCAUCAUGGGGUCCCUCAAAGUCGUAGACGAUUAUUUAUAUGGGGAACAAAACGUGGCUCGUAUCUUCCUGAUUUUCCUCAACCAUCUACGUGCUUUUCGAAGCAUGGUUCGAUCAAUAUCAACCUACCGGAUGGUACAUCAUUUACAUAUAAUCAUCGUAAAAACGGAUAUGCGCCAUAUCCGGCCGUCUCUGUUAGAGAAGCGAUUAAUGAUCUACCAGAAUUCGAAUUUGUGAAUCCUCAUCAAGUUUAUCCCGCCGAUAAAGAAGAUAUGGAGCUUAAACGUCCUUUUAAACAAAUUGUGGUACCUGAAAGGGGCUGGGUCGGAGAAAUGGAGUCCGAAUAUGGGUCCGAUCCACUUUCUGAAUUCCAACGACAAUCUCGUAAAGAUAGUACACGUGUCUACAAUCAAAUUUGUAGGAUAUUUAAUAAGUUAACUGUUGAACGUAUCGUUCGCAUAACAAUGUUUCCAGGUGCUGAUCAUUCAAGCCUACCUGAGAAAUUGAAACCAUGGUGUUUAAGUGAUCCUAAUUCGGCAGCUAGUCGACAUAAUGGAUGGAAGGGUUUAUUUGGACGUCUUGACUUCGAAGGUCAUUUUGUCACGGCCCUUACAGAUAUAAAUCCAAUGGGAAAAACAGGGACUGUUGUCCAUCCUAAUCAGAGAAGAUUACUGACGGUUAGAGAGUGUGCACGUGCUCAAGGUUUUCCAGAUAAAUUCAGGUUUUACAGUGAUCGUGAUGAUACAAAGGAUAUGCACAGGCAAAUCGGGAACGCUGUGCCUCCUCCAUUGGCUUAUGCACUUGGACGGUUAUUGGUGGAAGCUGUAUUUAAAAAGUACAAGGAUCACAAAAAUUCAAAAGGGAAGGGAAAAGCUACCGCUUAA